Molecule: messenger RNA, 1272 nt
Organism: Setaria italica (foxtail millet)
Lineage: Eukaryota; Viridiplantae; Streptophyta; Magnoliopsida; Poales; Poaceae
Exons: 7
Coding region: 1-1059 (352 amino acids)
Source: RefSeq, a predicted model, not a curated record
AUGCCCCCAGGCUUCACAGGGUUCCCAAAUCUGACAAAGCUGACCCUGUUCCAUGUAGGCUUUCCAGAUGGUCCGAGGGAGUUGGAAGCGUUGAUUUCUGUAUCCCCAUUGCUUGAAAAACUGUCCCUUCUGUUCUUAGAGACCAAUGAUCUUCCAUCCCUUGAGGAAGCACAAAUUCAUGCUGCAAUGUACUCUACUCACCGUGAUUUCAUCAAGCUUAUGACAGGAUUGGAACGCACCAAGAUGCUCAACAUCACCAUACCGGGAUGGAGCGAUGGUUCACAGGUAGUCAAUGCAGAUGACAAAUUUUUGAAUGCUCAGUGGGUUGAUGCAUGUGGUCCUAUCAAUACAUCCACUGAGAAUGCUGAGGUGGGAGAGGUACAGACAACAGGCCGAGAGCAUGGCUCUAUCAACACACCCGCUGAGAAUGCUGAGGUGCAAGAGACACCGACAGAAGACGGCAAGCGUAGUUCUAUCUCUACAUCCACUGAGAAUGAUGAGGCGGAAGAGAGACAGACAAUACGCAGCGGGUGUGCGUCUAUCAAUACGUCUACUGAGAAUGCCAAGGUGGAUGAGACACAGACAACGUGCAGCGAGCAUGGAUCUAUCAAUACGUCCACUGAGAAUGCUGAGGUUGAAGAAAGACGGACAGCAGGCAGUGAGCUGGUGAAUGAUCAACACUCUCAGAGGCGGCGACGGCUGGAUCUGGAGUCUGUAGCGCAGCUGGAGCAGCUGGAGGUGGAUAUGCGAGAACUGCAGGAGGACAUGCGGCUGCAUCUUGACUGCAGGAGACUGGAACUUGAGAAUAGGACAUGGAGGCUUAAUUCUGUCAUUGAGAAUCUGAAGUUCCGAUCUUGCUUCAAGGAGUUGUCUGAGCGUGCCAAAAUUAGUCUGCCACCAUUUCCUGAGCCUUCAUCGGUCCUAUCAUCGCUUCUUGCCACGUCCAGAACUGGAGAUUCUCCUGUCAAUCUUGGUGACAAUGGUGCUGCAAGUGGUCAUGUGGAUUCUUCAAAAGACCAUGGUGUAAAUGGCGCUUCCAGUGCUCAUGCGGAUUCUUGAGAUGACCAUGUUGGCAAUGGUGCUAGCAUCCCCCGACUCUUCAGGGUAGCAUGCCGUGUCUGAUUGGUUUCAUGAUUCCAGUCCUCUCCCGGCAUUGGUGCUUCAGUGCUUACUGAACAACGUACGAUUUGCUUCUGUGGUGAACUAUGAUUGACAAGGCAUUCCACAUUUGUUGUCUCAGAAUUUGACGUCCAAUAUUGUUCCCUAUCGUUA